CCAAUUGUCAGUAUAUAAAGAACUACGAUGUCUUGAUAAUUAUCAGUUAUCCAGCAGCUUUCAGCAACCGUAAGCAUUCGUCAAGUCUUAGAAAAAUACAAAUAUAUUCAAUAUGAAAUUCCAAGUGUCAAUUGUAUUGUUCGCUGUGGUCAUGUGCCUAGUUUCUGCCGCCGAAGAGGCUAAACCUUCUUCUAACCAGCCUGCCACUGGUACCGACCGAAGCAAGCGGGGACUUCUUGCCGCUCCAAUAGUAGCAUCUCCUUAUGCUGCCGUAGCCACUCCAUACGCAGCUCCAUAUGUUGCUGCUCCAUAUGCCGCAGCUCCAUACGCUGUCGCUGCUCCGUACGCCGCACCAUACGUAUCAUCAUACAGCACAUAUCCAUAUGUGGCUAGGACAUUUGCUUCACCAUAUGCUUACUAUCCAUGAAGACACAAAACAUAAUUCAUUCAAAAUUCUUUAACAACUUUUAUCCAGAAAUUACCCAGUUUCAAUUUUUUACAUCUUCUAUUUUGAUUGUUAAAAUAUUAAGCCAAAAUUGAUUACUUUAAUAAUAAAAUUCUAUUCAAUUAUUUUUGAUAAAGAAAACAAUUUUUUUAUUCGAUUUGAAUACAUAAUUUUUAUAAAUAGUAAUAAUGAUAUUGAAAAUUAAAUUGAUGUUGAAAAUA
Molecule: messenger RNA, 666 nt
Organism: Daktulosphaira vitifoliae (grape phylloxera)
Lineage: Eukaryota; Metazoa; Arthropoda; Insecta; Hemiptera; Phylloxeridae
Exons: 2
Coding region: 113-427 (104 amino acids)
Source: RefSeq, a predicted model, not a curated record